CCACUCAUUUCAUUGCUUUUUCUUCAUUGUAUAUGUUAUUCUUUUCAAAAUUUGGGAUUAUUAGGUUAGGAUUUGCAUGAUCGAGAUUGGAUUUGAGAAUUUGAUUAAUUGGGAAUCAAUCGUGGGAGUAGGGGCAUGGAGAACGGUCACGAUGAGAAAUUGGCGGAAAAAUUGUCCGGAUUGGAUCUCAACGACAAGAAGCCCUUCAACGAAGAUAGCUUGUUUCAUGUCAUGAAAGCCGUCGAGGCUGCCGAGGCCACCAUUAAACAACAGGCGGAAGAGAACGGUCGAUCGAGGUCUGAACUCCAGAAGACAAUUGAGCAACUCGAAAAAUAUAAAGUGGAAAGUGGUAGCAAUCCGAAUGCUUCCGCUAACGAAGCUGCCAAUGUCAAUUUUUUUGUAACAUUGAAUCCACUUCCGAGUGCUGCUUCUUUUUCUGACAAUUACGUGGGCCCUCCUCUUUCUCUUUUCUCUUCACCCUUAUCAGCCAUUUCUUUUUCCCCUCCCAGGCAUCAAUUAUUUGGGGAAUAUGAUUCUAGAUUGCCACAAGGUUUCUUGCUGAUGCCCCCAGUAAAUAGUUCCAAUUCCCUGUGGAAACAGGAUGAUACCCAUAAGGUUCGGGAACAAGAAGAAGAGAUUUUGCAGUUGCGCAAGCAGCUUGCUGAAUUUUCUGUCAAGGAAGCCCAAAUACGCAAUGAAAAAUAUGUUCUUGAAAAGCACAUUUCCUAUUUGCGAAUGGCCUUUGAUCAGCAGCAACAGGACCUCGUUGAUGCUGCAUCAAAAGCUCUCUCUUAUAGGCAAGACGUCAUAGAGGAAAAUAUUCGUCUUGCUUACCAGUCACAGGCUGCACAGCAAGAAAGAACAACUUUUAUUUCAUCUUUGCUUCCUCUUCUAGCAGAGUAUUCCCUGCAGCCACCUGUACCAGAUGCUCAGUCCAUUGUAAGUAAUGUCAAGGUUUUAUUUAAACAUAUGCAAGAGAAGCUUAUUGUUAUUGAGUCAAAGCUUAAGGUGUGGCAAUAUCAAUUGCCACCUUGGCGGCCAGAUGUCAAUCAUUCCAAUUUCGCCCCUCAAUCACCAUUACAUUCCCUUGGUGCAGCAUUGCCUACAUCGCCUACAUAUUCCCAAGGAAAGAUGCAGAUAAUUUCUGAUGCUCAAAAGGACGCACAAUGGGAUCUACCUGGUCAGCACCAAGGUGGCUUGGGUGGUGGUAUUGCAUCAAAAGAUUUGGAACUUGAUGAUUUGGGGAGGUAUUCACCUAUACCAAGCAGGACUCCCACUCCCAAUGAGAUAUCAACACAGUCGGCAGUUACUCAUAGUGACACACAUACUACACGAUAUUGUGAAGAAACUAUUAAUAAACAAGUUACAUUUUGUGACCCUGUUAGCAAUAGUGAGAUGGAUUAUCCUGAUGCCGAGGGACACCAGAAUGAAAGAGAGCCUCCCUCCAAUUGGGGUUCAGGAAAUACUCCUUAUGCUGCUGCAGACGACUCCACAGCAGAGGAUGAUCCACUUCCAGCUCUAGAAGGUCUCCAAAUUUCUGGGGAAGCUUAUCCAGGAAGGGAACUUCAGGCAUUAAUGUGCUUGCGAUGGCAGUGGGUGCGCCAUAUGGAAGAUGGAUCUGUUAAUUAUAUUAAUGGAGCAAAGCAACCAAAUUAUCUUGUUACUGCUGAUGACGUUGAUACAUACCUUGCUAUUGAAGUCCAGCCUCUAGAUAACAGGAAUCGCAAGGGAGAGCUGGUGAAGGUCUUUGCCAAUGAGCACAAGAAGAUCGCAUGUGAUCCGGAGAUGCUAGGCUGUAUAGAAAGGACUCUUUAUAGUGGUCAUGCUUCAUAUAAAGUUUCAAAUUCGACAGGAUAUCUCGAUAUCUGGGGGCCGGCUACAUUGGCUAUUAAAAGGGACGGUUACACUAUUAAGUGUAGUGGAUCCAAUGGUGUUGUAGUCAUUGAAAAGUUUUGUCCAACCACUGAGAUUAAGAUAACAUUUGGAGAGCCUACAGAGUUUAUGAUUGUGGAAUCAAAUGGUGUUCAACGUCUCUUACGAGCAGAUAGCAGCUCUACAGAUAUCAGCUGUUCAAGAGAUACAAUUGUGCUCACCUUGAGAUUAUUUAUCAUACGGGUAUUACUCUCCUCUUCUAUCCACUUCUCUUUAAUUUCUUUUAGUAAUAGAAUGUCUUAUGUCCUGUUUCCAUUGCAUGCUCUGUCCGUGAACAUGCCAUGUUAUUCAUUUGCCUAA
This is a messenger RNA of Hibiscus syriacus, 2232 nucleotides long. RefSeq lists its product as uncharacterized. NCBI's taxonomy places the organism in Eukaryota, Viridiplantae, Streptophyta, Magnoliopsida, Malvales, Malvaceae. The transcript has 20 exons. The record is from RefSeq and is a predicted model, not a curated record. Gene Ontology annotation, cellular component: plasma membrane. Bases 136 to 2232 code for a protein of 698 amino acids.